Molecule: messenger RNA, 4126 nt
Organism: Eupeodes corollae
Lineage: Eukaryota; Metazoa; Arthropoda; Insecta; Diptera; Syrphidae
Product: semaphorin-2A
Exons: 15
Coding region: 1205-3346 (713 amino acids)
Biological process (GO): negative regulation of axon extension involved in axon guidance; positive regulation of cell migration; axon guidance
Molecular function (GO): semaphorin receptor binding; chemorepellent activity
Source: RefSeq, a predicted model, not a curated record
GUUUUUGGUGAUAUUCUGUGAGUUGUCCUAAAAUUAAUUAAAAACAACUGCAAAUCAGGAUUUUAAUACUCAACAAACUCAAUUAAAUUGAUCUUAAGGAUAUUUCCCAUCGAUUUGGUGAAAUAUCUUUAUGAAAAGAAUUCCUGUUGUGUAAAUAUUUCAAUAUUUUCCCAACAAUAUUGGUGUUCCAUUGUGUGCUACUAAUGUGCUGUGUGCAAGGACUCCCGGGUUCUACCUAUAUUCACUUCGUAUAAAAUCGAUUUGCGCGCGUGUGUAUGUGUUGUUUCGGGUUCGUGUGUGUGUGUCAUUGCUAAAGAGUGCGGUUUGUGUAUAUUUAUUUACCUACAAAACAAAAUCACGAAAUAAACAAAAAUUAAAAAGGAUUUUCUCAUAAUAUUUUGUUGAAUUUUCCUUUGACUUCAAUUGAAAAAUCCUGAUUGAUUUCCUUGUUUUUGAGGUUCUUUUAAGUCCUCGCAUAUCCUUCGCGAAAAAAAAUUCUCUGUAUCUGUAACCUAGUUGUUGACAUUUUCUUUCGGGUGUGAACUGUGAGCAUUGAAAACAGGACUAACCAUCAAAAUAUGUUUACCAAAGGAUAAUUCAGGAAGCUGUCAGCUUGAAAAUACUCUCCUGUUAACUGCUGUUGCUGCUAUAUUAUACUCAAACUACUACGGCAGCUUGUUGUGUGUGGAUUUGAAGUGCAAUUUAGUUUUGCAACAUUGAAGGUAACGUAAAACGCAAAAGGUUAAAACGCAAAACCAGCUUGGACCUGAACUCUUUCUUCGUUCGAAGGAUAUAAACAAAAAUUACACCAUCACAAUAGAAAGUCCUUUGCGCCAUAGAACAGAAGGUAUAUAGCACACAACACCAACAACAGCGCACAAGUGGCCAAAAGGAUCGCAAGGAACCUCAAGCUCAAAACUUACUAACAACAAAACCUAGGCGAGAUAUACAUACAUACAAAGGCGUACUGCAUAGAACAAGAACCAAAGGACAUACAUAUAUCCAUAGUUCUUCUUCGUUGAGUAAGUCGUCCUUGUAGUGUUCAUUGUUGUCCAACACCACCUCAACCACCGCCCAUUGAUUGCCCUCCAUUCGCUCGCUCCGCACCUCUCCAUCGUUUCCUUAUUCUGCACUGCAUACAAAUUUCCACAACUACAGUCCGCCUCUCCUGUUUUGGAAAAGAAAAUUAAAACACUUGCUUUACAUGACAGUAGUGGAUACAAUGGGAACUGCAACUUGGAAUACAAAAGGCGCUACUAUGCCAUUUGCCGUUAGCUAUGGUCGUAGCAUCAUUGUCGUUGUCCUGCUGGCUAUGAUGUCCUCCAUUCGAGCGAUUACCGAGGAAUUGUCACCAGAUCAUGUCCGUGAGUUCAACUGUGGCAAACUGUACUACAGGACGUUCCAUUUGGACGAAGAUCGGGACUCAUUAUUCGUUGGUGCAAUGGAUAAUGUUUUUCGUUUGAGUCUAAAGAACAUCUCAGCAUCAGGAUGUGAUAGAGACGUUGUCAAGCUCGAGCCAACUAUGGAUGAUGUACGUUCCUGUGUGUCAAAGGGUAAAAGUCAGGUCUUCGAUUGCAAGAACCACAUCCGUGUCAUUCAAUCAAUGGCGAACGGCAACAGGCUGUACAUUUGUGGCACGAAUGCUCACAAUCCCAAGGAUUAUGUCAUAUAUUCGAAUUUAACCCAUUUACCAAGAUCGGAAUACGUGCCAGGAAUCGGUUUGGGCAUCGCCAAGUGUCCAUACGAUCCACUUGAUAAUUCAACAGCGAUUUACGUGGAGAACGGAAAUCCAGGAGGUCUACCUGGUUUGUACUCAGGAACAAAUGCUGAAUUUACUAAAGCAGAUACAGUUAUCUUCCGGACGGAUUUGUAUAAUGUUACCGCAAAACGAAAGGAAUUUGGUUUUAAAAGGACGUUGAAGUAUGAUUCUAAGUGGUUGGAUAAACCAAAUUUCGUUGGAUCGUUCGAAAUUGACGAUUAUGUGUAUUUCUUCUUCCGUGAAACCGCUGUCGAAUACAUCAACUGCGGCAAAGCUGUAUACUCGCGCAUUGCACGCGUUUGCAAAAAGGACACCGGUGGCAAGAAUAUCCUUUCGCAGAAUUGGGCAACCUAUCUGAAGGCACGACUCAAUUGCAGUAUAUCUGGCGAAUUUCCGUUCUACUUCAAUGAAAUCCAAUCGGUUUAUCAGUUGCCAACGGACAAGACCAAAUUCUAUGCGACAUUCACAACCAGUACCAAUGGUCUCAUUGGGUCAGCUGUAUGCAGUUUUGACAUCAACGAAGUCCAUGGAGCUUUUAACGGAAAAUUCAAAGAACAAUCUACAUCGAAUUCAGCAUGGCUACCAGUUUUGAAUUCAAGAGUACCAGAUCCAAGACCCGGUACAUGUGUCAAUGAUACAUCAAAUCUGCCAGACACUGUUCUUAAUUUCAUCCGAUCUCAUCCGCUUAUGGACAAGGCCGUUAACCACGAACACAACAAUCCUGUUUAUUAUAAAAGGGAUUUGGUCUUUACUAAGCUCGUUGUUGACAAAAUCGACCAAGAAAACACUGUCUACUAUGUAGGCACCAACCUUGGACGUAUCUAUAAAAUCGUCCAAUACUAUCGCAAUGGUGAAUCACUUUCCAAAUUGCUGGAUAUCUUUGAAAUUGCCCUAAACGAAGCCAUUCAAGUAAUGGAAAUCAGCCAGACACGUAAGUCACUUUAUGUGGCCACAGAUUAUCGCAUCAAACAAAUCGAUUUGGCAAUGUGCAAUCGACGCUAUGACAGUUGCUUCCGUUGUGUUCGAGAUCCUUAUUGUGGUUGGGAUAGGGAUGCUAAAGUGUGCAGUCCUUAUAAAAUGGGAUUAUUACAGGAUGUUGGAAACCGCACCAAUGACAUUUGUGAUUCAAGCGUGCUGAAGAAGAAAAUUGUUGUCACCUAUGGACAAAGUGUGCAUUUAGGAUGCUUCGUUAAGAUACCAGAAGUUUUGAAGAACGAACAAGUUACUUGGUAUCAUCAUUCCAAGGAUAAAGGACGCUAUGAAAUUAAAUACAGUCCAACAAAAUACAUUGAAACCACCGAACGUGGAUUGGUUGUUGUAUCCGUUAACGAAGCUGACGGCGGUCGUUAUGAUUGUCACCUGGGUGGAUCGCUUUUGUGUAGUUAUAAUAUCACUGUCGACGCUCAUAGAUGCACACCGCCAAACAAAAGCAACGACUAUCAAAAAAUAUAUGCAGACUGGUGUCAUGAGUUUGAGAAAUACAAAUCGGCCAUGAAGUCCUGGGAAAAAACGCAAGCGCAAUGUUCCACCCGACAAAACUUCAGCAAUCAACACACCAACGAAGUAUUUCGUAAAAACAAUGUCUGAUAUCAAAAUAAACUCUCAAUUUCGUCCAUAAAACUUUUCCAAUAAGCUAUACAUACAUAAUACAUAUUCACCACAUCAAAACUCCAGCAGGUUUUUUUUUUGUUUAAAUAUCUUUUUUAAUUUCUAUAUCACUUUGUGCUGACUUUAAAAAUAAAAAUUAAAAUAAAUAUAUAGAAAAGUUAACCUAGAACAACAACAACAAAAAAAAUUAAAAAAAAAAACUUUUUAUCCACAUCAAAAUUAUAAAGUAAUAUUACCUACUACAGAAAACUUUGUUUUUUAAAAAGAGUAUUCUUGUCUAAACCAUAACUAUGCAAUAAAAAACUAUAAAGUACUGAAUUUAAAGGUUUUAAAAAAAAUUUCAAACAUCAACAAAAACUAAAAACUUGUAGCCACAAUACAAAAAAAGACAUCCUGAAACUAUCAUCGUCCUGUGGAUACUUAAUUGAGAUUGGAUUUUAACAACAUUUUAAAAAACCUAUUAAAGAGCAAAAACGAAAUAUAAACAAAAAAGUAUUCCAUAAAUUUUAUUUUUUUUUUAAACACCAAAAGAAAAAAACUCUCUUAAAUUCGGCGCAGUACUGAUAGACAUAAGUUAGUCAUUAUAUUUAUAACUUUUCUCAAUAUUAAAACUGAAAAAUACAGCACAAAAACGCUCAUAACUUUCACUCACUUCAUGCAUAAAAACCUUAACAUAAAAAUACAUAAACAUAAAUUGUCAUGAAAAACAAACUCAACUAAAACUUUAGCUAAUUUUAAAAUAAAAAGAAAACAAAACAC